Scylla paramamosain (green mud crab) is the source of this 5240-nucleotide messenger RNA. Its product is annotated as hemolymph clottable protein-like. Gene Ontology annotation, molecular function: lipid carrier activity. The record is from RefSeq and is a predicted model, not a curated record. NCBI's taxonomy places the organism in Eukaryota, Metazoa, Arthropoda, Malacostraca, Decapoda, Portunidae. Bases 55 to 4992 code for a protein of 1645 amino acids. The transcript has 37 exons. Gene Ontology annotation, biological process: lipid transport.
ACUCCCUCACUCGCCCUGCUGCAAUCACAACCUAGAGAUACUUACUGCAGUGCCAUGAUCCUCCUCCUUUCGUUAUUAUUAGGAACGCUGCUGCAGGAGAGUCAAGGACUACACACAAACCUUCAGUACCAAUAUGACUAUACAGGAACAAUAUCUACUUGGUUGCCGAACGACCCAACGCAGUCUUCUGGAGCGGCGUUGCGUGCAGUCGUGGCGCUGCAGCUGUCAGGGAACGGUGACAUCCUUGUGAAGAUCAACGAUAUCGAAGUAGGCGAGCGCAAUGGCAAGGACGCAUGCUCUCGAUUCAGACAGGAAGGAUUUCCCUAUCGUGAGAUGGAUCCAGAAGACGCGGCCCUCCUGCAGACACCCUUCCUUGUACACGUCAAUGCAUCACAGGUAUCGUAUAUGGAGGUGCCUCCCGAGCCUGCCUGGGUUAAUAACAUCAGGAGAGGCAUCAUCAACACCAUCCCCCUUGUUGUUCUGACGGGCCAACAUCCUUCCCGUCUCUCAUUCGGACUCAAGGAAGAGACUAUGAUUGGCAGCUGCUUCAACUGGUACUCCAUGUUGAAGCUCACUGGCCACCAGGCAAAAGUUGAAAGCAAGAAGUUGGAAGAAGGCAUCGAAGUAGAUGUCCAAAGGGAAGGGAGAGCAGCAAGCCUCACAGCACCUAAGGGGAAAGGCAAGAAAACUGGAGGGCGAAAGAAGUCUCCCGGGAAAACGCGUCCACCUUCGGCUCCUCUCACCGUCGCCCCCAUCCAGGACACUCUUUGGAUACUCACCCGCUCACUAGAUGACCAGCAGUGUAAGGAUAAACAUUUUACGAUGAAGAUCAACGGCAACAAGGAAUCGGUGGAGAGAACACAGCGCAGUUCAGAAGGAACUUUUGUUAUCAGGGGAGAAGGAGCUGUAGUCCGACUUGAACGGGCCGAAGUCGAGGGCAAUAUUAUGAUUCACACUGGGAAGUGUGAUGAUGAAUUCAUCUGGACUGCAUCAAAACAGACACUACAGCUUACCUCAGUGCAAGAAGUGGAGGAGGUAUUCUCAAUCUCAUACGAGGCAGAGAGAAGAGCGCUAAGCUUCAGUGUUGCGGAAGGACCACGUUCUACCAUUAAGGAAAAGCUUCUAGGGCUCUCCCCAGCCGCUCAGCAAGUCGAAGAUAAUAUGGCAGGAGUUGUGGAAGACCUGUCAAUAAUAAGAAGAAACAUGAAAGGAGAAGAUGCGCCAGAAUUUUUGAAAGUAUUCCAGCGACUGGUGGAGCGUAUGACGAUCUUAUCAUGGACUGAGAUACAAGACAUUAUCUCACGACUAGCAGUCUCUACGAGAGAUAAAUAUAUCAUCUAUCAAGCAGUCAUUACCAGCGGAAGAGACGAAGUACUGAUUCCUAUCUUGGAACAAAUGAAGAACGACCAAAGUUCAGAGUAUUUGCUUCAGUUCCUGCUCUUACAGUCACCUCUCACCCCUGUUAGAAACCCUGCUCUUCUUCCUGCUAUGCUGGAAGUGGUGACGAAAAUAGGAGAUAAUCCGAACGCGGCUCUCUCGCUUCUCAACAUAGCGAAGCUAGCCAAUCGUUACUGCCUCAACUCGGAGACGGGGAACCUUUGUGAUCCAGGCUGUGACACUGAUUUCAUUCUCACUGAGUUCCUCCCAAUGCUUUCCCGGAAUCUUUAUGAUCACGAGAAAUGGAAAAGAAUCGUAAUGGUACAGGCAGUAUGUGCUCUCGGGUCACCUUACUCCAUCCCGUACUUGCAGCCCAUUAUUCAGGGGGCUAACAAUGAAGAUAUUGAUGAAAGGAUCAACGCUAUCUCUUGUCUAACAAAUGAUCAUCUGCCGAAGACAGCAAUAGAAAUGGUAUUCGAUUCCUUGAUGCCCCUGAUGAAGAAUCCUACAGAGUUCCCUGAGAUUCGCAGCAUGGCCUUCAUCGUGUUAACUACCUGGGAACCAAGUUUGUCCUGGUGGGAGGAAGUGGCAAUCUCUACAUGGAAGGAAAAAUCUCCUCAGGUGGUUUCUGUAAUCUCAAGUACCCUCAUCACCCUAAGCGAAGGGAGUGAUUCUCGAUCAAAAAGUGCCAAGAAAGUGGUUCACCUUGCGAAGCAUCCACAUGAUUCUGAGGGAGAACCUAUUAAUAAAUCCGUCUAUCUCUACAUGGACGAGUUUACAAGAAACUGCCAGGUGCGACCUAAAAUGAAGUUGGCAUGGCUGAUUUCUACAAAAUCCAUCUUCCCGAGUAGUAUAUAUUGGCAGCUACAGAUUGUUACUACGAUGGGAACCAUCCAAGAAGAAAAGGGUCUUAUAUUCACCAACAUAUUACAAGGUGCUUAUAAGAAUAUUCAUACAGAAAUUCAUUCACGGAAGGAGAAUUAUGAAGAUCAGGAGGUCUUCAAUGAAAUAUACGCGGAAUUGACUGAGGAGCUGGAGUUAGUCCUCGAUAAUAACGAAGAAGAACAACAUUUCCUAUUUGGAUUGCUUCUGGAACCACUGUCUCUCCUAGGUGUAUCUGAUUUAUGGUACACCGGCGGCAAUAUAUUGUGGAUCUUGAUGGAACACACUGAAGACAGGCUUCCUGUUCACCUCCGCAUGGCAGAGUUGAUGCUUGCAUUUCCUUCGGAUCUGGGUCUACCUAUCGUGGUAAAGCACGAAGAGGACAUCGCCUUCAUGCUUAGUGUGACUGGCGAAAGAAAAGAAACAGUAGAGGCAAAUUACAAUCACCGCAAUGUUCUGAAGGCGAACACACUCGUGCCUUGGUCGCAUGGGAUGGCUGUUGGAGUUGGCUUUGAGACCAGUUUCGAUGUCAACGUGAUGCUGACGGUGAACUUGAAUAUAAGAGAUGGUAGAAAAGUCGUAGUUUUGACCAUAUCACCUGAACAGAAGGCGAAAAUUAUAUCCUUAUCAAAUGUCAUGUACACAAGUAUGACGAAACUUUACCAUGUCGUCGACUCUGUUCUUACAUCUGAAGAAGCUGACUCCACUACCCUUGGAAGGAGAGUCAUCUGGAAUAGGAGGCCGAAAGAGGGCACAGACCUUUUGCUGCCGGACACUGGUCUUCACCUCAAGUUACGGUGGACAUGUGACUUGGAGCAUUCUAGUUACUUUACCAAAGUUAUCAAGAAAGUGUUUCUUAUGCAGACAAUAUACCAGAACUUUGAGUACAUGUUACUGGUGGACCUGGAAAACUCUCGUACGAAGAGUGUUACUUUCACAUUUAGCUUUGACAAAAAGGAAAGAGAUGACGGAUUUCCCGAGCAGGUGACUGAUUACGAUGGUCAGAUUACGCAAGAUCUAAGCGAUCUCGACUUAUUUUCUCAAGUACCUCAGUCCCCGUCACAGACUUCUGGAUUUGACGAUUUCGGAGAAGGUGCUAAUGAGGCAGUCUUUGAUCGGCAACAGCAGCACAGUUCGAGUUUCAACAACUAUGUGGGAAGAAUGCAAGAAAUGAUAAUGCCUAGUGGUACGUUGUAUACAGCAAUCAUGACUGUUGAGCCAGAAAACUCCACUAAAAAAUACGACGUUGCUGUAACUUUGGCCUCUACCGAAGGAAAUGUUGAUGAGAAAGGUUCUAAGAAGAUACACGUUGUUUUCAUGGAAAGUCCAACACAGGGAUCUCUCGGCGAUACGCACAUGACUUGCCUUGACGUAAAAGUGGAAACUCCAUUUGUGUUGCCAUUGGUGCCCAAAGAACUUCUCUCUGAUACGGAUCUCACAGCAACUUUUCUCGUGAGCUUGUACGCCGGUGGUCACUGUGAUGGACCGGCUGUAAUGAAGAUGCAGGGUAUGUUCGGAGUAAGUCCUGCAGCCGUGCAAAAUAUCCAGUCAACGGAGGAGGACACUUGUGUCGGAGACUUUUUGAUGAAAGGUCGGCUAACGUAUGACCAAGUAAUCGCUGCAGUAACAUGGACACAGGAUUUCAGGCAUUUGUUUAAAGCUGUUGAAGCUCUCACCUUAAAUCAACUACAGUCUCUUUCAACUGCUAAUGUGAAGAGUGAAGGUGACCGACCAGGCAACGAGCUCAUCGUGCAAGCUGUUUUGAAAGAGGAGGAGUGGAAUGUCACAGUAACCCGUCCUGAAGUGACUUCAGUGUUCCUCGUGCCUGACGUACUGUAUUUAUCACCCUACGAUACUUUCGAUUCUUUUGAAAAAGUCUGCCAUGUAACCAGUGAUUCGGUGCAGACUUAUGACGGGCUUACCUAUGCAUUCCAAGGACCUUCUUGUUGGGUAACUGCCACAAUAUACUCAGAUUCAAAAUUAGAUAUGGUAAGUAAUGAAGCCUACAACGAUCUUCAAAUAGCUGUCCAGGUUCGCUUCACCGACCAAUGGGAAGUGCGCCUAACUGCACCUUCAUACGCAGCGGUUAUCGACGUAACACGAUCAGAUAUCUUGGUAAAUGACGAACCCCUGAUCGGUUACAACGAGAAAUUCGUCGUGCAUCGCCUGCAGAAUAGUAUGAUGAUUAAGAUCGGAAUGGUCUUAAUUCGUGUGGGAGACACAGUCGAUAUGAUGGUAUCUGACCUUUAUUACGGAGCAGUGAGGGGAAUCUGUGGAAACUACGAUGGAGAACCACUGAAUGAUAUGAUGGGUCCCACAGGCUGCCUCUAUUCAGAUCCUGCCCUAUACACCCUCGCCUGGAGUACCAGUGCUCGUACAGAUUGCAGAAGGUUUACCCUUCGUAACGAGAAGAGAGUUUUGUCGGGAUACCGUGAGGAAUGUAACAGAGCCAUUUUCCAGCCUACAGGUCUUUCUCAGGAAAACGUGAUGAAAAACUGCACGGAUUGGAAGUACGAAGAGCGCCAAAUAAUUAAUGGACUUUCCUGCAAGUCGAAGGUUCCUCAUCCAGCGUGUCAGGCGGGUUGCCACCAGGGCAGUAUCUCAACAAAACAACUUGGAUACAGUUGCCGGAUGCCAUCUCUUAGGGAAGAAAAUGUGCAAUAUGGUGAAAACUUUAUGUGCUCCAGCACCGUCUCCCCGAUUGUUUAUUCCACUGCCUGCUCCAGUUUGUAAUCAAGAGAGCCGAAGAUGAUUUAUUUGUUGCUUUACCCGCCACUGUUUUCUGUAUCCCUGACGUUAUUCUUAACUUAGUGCGGCUGAAUUCCGUCUGUAGUUUUCAAAGCACUCCAAGGAAGCACUCACCUGUCUUUUUUUUUUUUUUCUGUCUUCCUUUUCCCUUCACUUUACAAUUUAAUUGCAUUCACAGAUGCUUACUACACUGUUCGUCAGUGAAAUUUUAAUAAAAUGUAUAAUAUAAUAUA